Aspergillus aculeatinus CBS 121060 is the source of this 1641-nucleotide messenger RNA. RefSeq names its product cytochrome P450. NCBI's taxonomy places the organism in Eukaryota, Fungi, Ascomycota, Eurotiomycetes, Eurotiales, Aspergillaceae. The record is from RefSeq and is a predicted model, not a curated record. The transcript has 4 exons. Gene Ontology annotation, molecular function: oxidoreductase activity, acting on paired donors, with incorporation or reduction of molecular oxygen; iron ion binding; heme binding. Bases 1 to 1641 code for a protein of 546 amino acids.
AUGAGCAAUAUCUUUCUCACCGUCCUGUUUGCCGGAAGCAUUUUCCUGGCCCGCUGGAUCUGGUCUUCUAUCCAAGCGAGGAGACGGUGGCGUCAGUCGGGAAUUCCUCAGCCACUUGGCCACCCCAUCUUCGGUGCCAAAGGCCAGCUCGGCCCCAACCCCGGGCGGCGACUCGAAGAGCUGGGCCUAACGCAGGGAGAGCUCUUCCAUAUCCGGUUCGGCUUCGAGGACUUCGUGUACGUGAACAGCCGGGAGGCGGUGCGCGAGAUCUUCGAUCGACAGUCCGCCAAAACCUCGUCCAAGGGCCCGUGGCGCGGUGCCACGCCGAUUGUCUCGGGCGGGCGCAUCGCCAUCAUGCCCUACAACACGCACUGGCGGCGGCUGCGCACCAUCCUGCACCAGCUCUUGCACCCGAACGUAGCGCGGAGUUUCCGGCCCAGUCAGGAAUUCGAAGCCACACAGCUGGUAAGCGACCUGCUGCAGAGCGGAGGGGAGGAAGUCGUCUGCAAAGAGCAAGCCCAUCGAAUGUCCCUCUCAGUCAUUUUAACCUCGACGUAUGGUCGACGAGUGGCGUCAAUGGACGACCCGAUCUGCCACCGGGUCGAUAAGAUCAUGGAAGACUUCUCGCAAGCAACCGCGCCGGGGGCGUUCAUCACCGACCUCAUCCCGCAAUUGGACCGCUUGCCCACGUGGUUGCAGUGGUGGCGGGCCCGAGCCCUGAAGUUCCACGAACGCCAGCAUUCCCUCUGGAUGGGGCUGUGGCAGGAGCUGCGGCAGAAGGUCCUCGAGGGCAGCGCGCCAACAUGCUUCGCCAAGCACUUCAUGGAAACGGAGACUCGACGCUAUGAGAUUGACGAGAGCCAAGCUGCGUUUUUGGCGGGCACCCUGAUUGAGGCAGGUUCGGAUACCUCCGCCUCGGCCCUCAAUAUAGCCAUUCUGUACCUGGCCGCCAACCCGGCGGUUCUCCAGCAAGCGCACGCCGAAGUCUCGCGCGUGGUCGGGGGUGACACGCGGUCGCCCUCCUUCGACGACAUCGACCGACUGCCCUUCAUCCACGCCUGUAUCCAGGAGGUCUCGCGCAUCCGGCCCCUCACCCGGUUCGGCACCGCCCACUACACCACCGCCGAGGUGCAAUACAAGCAGGCGCGCAUCCCCGCGGGCUGCUUCGUGGUGAUCAACCAGCCGGCGAUCCACCACGAUCCCGCCUCCUACCCGGAGCCCCAUGAAUUCCAGCCCGCGCGCUACCUGAAAAGCUCCUCGUGGGCGCCUUCGUCGUCUUCUCCCUCUGCUCCGGACAUAGCGAAAGACAAAACCCACCUCAACUUCGGCGCAGGGCGGCGCAUCUGUCCCGGCCUCCAUGUGGCGGAGAACAGCCUAUUCGUCGUCCUGGCCAAGCUGGUGUGGCUCUUUGACAUCCUCCCCGCCCGCGACGAGGCCGGCCGCCAUCCCCUCCCCGUCGAUGUGUCUGAUGAUGGCUUUGAGGACGGGGCCAAUACCGUGCCUAAGCCCUUUCGGGUGCGCUUCGUGCCGCGCUCCGCCGCUCGGGCGGAGAGGAUGCGGCAGGAAUGGGAGGAGGCGAAAAGGGUCGGCUUCGUGAUUCGCGAUGUCAAGGUCGAUUUGGACGGGGUGGUGGUGGGUUGA